Molecule: messenger RNA, 1247 nt
Organism: Candoia aspera
Lineage: Eukaryota; Metazoa; Chordata; Lepidosauria; Squamata; Candoiidae
Gene: FABP6
Product: fatty acid binding protein 6
Exons: 4
Coding region: 289-675 (128 amino acids)
Biological process (GO): fatty acid transport
Cellular component (GO): cytosol; nucleus
Molecular function (GO): fatty acid binding
Source: RefSeq, a predicted model, not a curated record
UAGUUCAGGGAGAACAUUCCAGUAUUUCUAACAUACAGACCUGUCAGAAUGAACCCUUUUACAAGGUCAAUAACACCAGGGUUAGUGAUUCCUGCAAAAUUGCAUUCCUGUCAUUAAAAGAGUCAACUUCCUUUUUCGACUGUAUUGAGGAGAGCUGUGGUGUUCUUAGGUGGGUAGUCUGAACUAAGAAAGCCUUAUAUAAGCUGGAGCUUUACAUUCCUGGACCAAGCCAGAUUCAUUACCACGAAGACCUUCAUCUGCAAGUUUUCCAUUGGCAUCACACAGAAGAUGGGUUUCACUGGAAAAUAUGAAGUGGAAAAUGAAGAAAACUAUGACAACUUUAUGAAGCGCCUAGGUCUUCCUGAUGAUGCAAUUGAGAAAGGAAGAAAUUUCAAGAUCAUUACUGAAAUAAUACAGAAUGAUGAUGAAUUCACCUGGUCCCAGAUUUAUCCAGGAGGGCAUACCUUGACUAAUAAGUUUGUUAUUGGCAAGGAAUCAGAAAUGGAGACAAUAGGAGGCAAAAAAUUCAAGGCAAUACUUAGAAAGGAAAAUGGCAAAGUGAUUGCUGACUUCCCAAACUAUCAUUAUACUGCAGAGAUUGCUGGGGAUAAACUUAUUGAGAUUUCUACAGUUGCUGAUGUAACCUUCAAGAGAAUCAAUAAGAAGCUGUCAUAAGAAGUUAACUGGAGAAGAAAUACUGUAAUCCAGUUCUUAGCCAUACCGGAAAACCAACAAAGUUAUAUAAAGUGGCAGACCUUCUCUAAGUCUGUAUUUGUUUUGCAAACAAAUGAAAGACACCUUCUAUUUGCCAUACAUAAUUUCUCUGCUGGUUUCCCUCUUCCCUCCAUGUAACACAGUGGUGGAAUCCUGAAUUAUCUAACUAUUCCUAAUAAAGAAGAGCAAGAUUUCAGGCACUGCUAUGUUACACACGAUAAAGAGUGAAUGAACACUUUCCUUUUUGCCAUCAUAUUGUGGCUGGCUUUCCACUACACUCUAUGGCAAAACCAAACAGAUUACAUUUUGGCUUAGUACAUUCUGUGCUUCCAGCCACAAUAGUUCAUCAACCAUGUUUUAGAGCAUAAUGUAAUGUGUGAAGGGUAGCUUUUAUAAACCACUUAAUACAUAUGGUUAUAAACAAACAAAUAAGCAUAAACAAAUAAUUAUUUACAGCAAUGUGAGCCCAGUUUAUCUAUACAUAAUUUAAGAACAAUGACUUGUGGUCAUUUAAAAAAGUGGUUACUGUACAU